AUGCCUCCGACAAGUGUGCUAGAGGACCCAUUUUUGAUGGGUCUUUUAAAGUGGUCUGAAAUCGAGGACUUGUUGUGCCUUGAAGUCUUCCAAUACACUCGGUUAGACCCGCUGUCACGACAUGGCCUCUUGAACAUCGACAGCAUGGACCGAGGACAAUUUCGCACGUAUUUUAGGUUUGAAAGAGAUGAUGUGUGAAGCCUGUGCCGUGCAGAAGUGCCUGAAAAUGUGACAACGCCGCAGGGCGUGCACGUUUCCGGAGUUGAGGCACUCUGCCUUACGCUACGGCGUUUGGCUUAUCCCAAUAGGCUGCGAGAACUGGAGCCGCUGUUCGGGCGGCAUUAUUCAGUGAUUUCUUCAGCCACUAAUGCAGUGCUCGCGCACAUUGACAGCACGUUUGGACAUCUGCUGCGAGAUGUGAAUAACCACACCUGGCUGGACAGCGCUAAACUCCGACUCUUUUCCGAGGCUGUGCAUUCCAAAGGGGCGCCGUUGCAUAACUGUUGGGGCUUCAUCGACGGGACAGCACGAGCCGUUUGCCGUCCAUCGAAGGACCAGAAGCGGUUCUUUUCAGGGCAUAAGCGCUUUCACGCCCUUAAAUAUCAGUCCAUCAUGUGUCCUAAUGGAAUCAUUUGCCAACUGAACGGUCCGUACGUCGGCAGCCGGCAUGACGCAGGUAUCCUUCGAAAGAGCAACACCUAUCGCAAGCUAGAGAAGCUUGCCAAAGGCCACAGCUUUUGUUUGUAUGGUGACCCUGCCUAUCCACUGCGACCUCUGCUGCUGAAACCUUAUGGCGGGAACGUGACUGUGCAGCAGCGGGCUUUCAACAAGAGAAUGAGUUCCGUUAGACAAGCAGUCGAAUGGGGUUUCGAAAAGAUUGCAGGCUUGUUUGCUUUUCUGGAUUUUCGUAAAAAUCAGAGACUCAAACGGCAGAACGUGUCACGUAUGUACAAAAAGCAGCUGCAGUCCAAGGGCCUGGAGGCCUCUGAUGCCUAUAAAAUGAAGUAG
Molecule: messenger RNA, 1008 nt
Organism: Rhipicephalus microplus (southern cattle tick)
Lineage: Eukaryota; Metazoa; Arthropoda; Arachnida; Ixodida; Ixodidae
Product: protein ALP1-like
Source: RefSeq, a predicted model, not a curated record